Messenger RNA from Haemonchus placei, 414 nucleotides. Lineage: Eukaryota; Metazoa; Nematoda; Chromadorea; Rhabditida; Trichostrongylidae. The record is from the annotation of a GenBank genome assembly.
AUGUUCUUUCUACUCUUAAUAUCAGCAAUUUUCACUGUUAAUGACGCCGAGGAGCGUUGGAUAACUGUGAACGCCACUGAAGCUUACAAGGAACUGAACAGUAAAUACAAUGUUACGUGGGACGAAAGUUUGGCGAGUGAAGCACUGGAAUUGGCAAAAAAUCCAGUGGAUGUAAAGGAUCACAAAGGAGAAGCCGACAAAUUUGUCAAAGGAAAAGAGUACUUUGAUAAGAACGAUGGUUCAUCAAUGGACGUAAAAGUAAAAAAAACUUUGGAACAAAAAAUUAAAGACAGACAUGAUGAGUUCAAACGUUUCAAAUCCGGAGCACGAUUCGGUUGUAAUGGCGUUUUCAAUACGACUUCGCCAACAUACGACUUCGUAUCUUCCGUCUGCCUCUACAAAAAGCACAAAUGA